AUGAACUGAGUCAAGCACAAGCUGUUGAAAUCGUAAAAGCCUCUCUCCGCCGAUCUUUAUCACCCAGAGCAACCAGACAGACACCGACGCCAUUGCAGUGCACAGGAGAACCCUACCCUGGGUGAAGCUACAUCAAUAGAGCAUGCUACGUAGGAAUAUACCUUCUCUUCAACAAAACAACAGACUCCACUGAACUGAGAGUCUGUUUUUCCAUUCAAUUCUCCCCAGAAUUAUUCUAUUUUCUCAUUCUAGGACAGCAUUGCUCCUCUCCUCAGCGACUACCCUCGAAGCAGACACUCCCACAACACACCAGGACACCCCAGUCUGACCAAACAAAAGUUGUGGAAACCUAUCAACUUUGGAGAGAAGCCUAUCUUUACGGCCGGAUAUACGGUGGCCUUCCAGUGCAGAGAGAGAGUGACAUUUGGGGAGAGAAAGAGGGGAUUUGGGGAUUUUUCUCUCUUCUGGUGGGUCUGUGAAAGUCUGUCAAGACGCCGCGUGCCGUGCUCCGCGUGAAGAAUGCCCAGGCGAGGAUGGCCAAGCCGGCUGAGCCAGCGCCAACACCUGGGCUCUACAUGGAGCGCUCGCAGAGUCGGAUCAGUCUGUCGGCCUCCUUCGAGGCUCUGGCCAUCUACUUCCCCUGUAUGAACUCUUUUGAUGAGGACGAUGUCGGUAAGCAGCCUAAAGAUGCUGAGGGUAGAAGGCUAAAGGGGAUCCAAAGGAGCACUGAGACGGGACUGGCUGUAGAGAUGCCCAGCCGCACUGUACGCCAAGCCAGCCACGAGUCCAUUGAAGACAGCAUGAACAGCUACGGCUCAGAGGGCAAUCUAAAUUACAGUGGGAUGUGCCUUGCCUCUGACGCCCAAUUCAGUGACUUCCUAGAUGGGAUGGGCCCUGCACAGUUUGUUGGGCGACAGACAUUAGCCACAACAUCAUUGGGUGAUGUUGAAAUAGGCCUGCUGGAGAGAAAUGGUGGUUUGGAGGUGGAGAUUGUGCAGGCCAGAGGACUCACACAGAAACCUGGAUCCAAAGGACCUCCAGCGGCUUACAUUAAAGUGUACCUCCUUGAAAAGGGGAUCUGUGUUGCAAAAAAGAAGACAAAGUCGGUUAGGAAAUCCCUGGACCCCCUGUAUAACCAAGUGCUGGUGUUCUCGGAGAGUCCACAGGCGAAAGUCGUUCAGGUGAUUGUUUGGGGAAACUACGGACGAAUGGAUCGUAAAUGCUUCAUGGGUGUCGCCCGCAUCUUAUUGGAGGAGCUGGAUUUGACGAACAUGGUGAUUGGCUGGUACAAGCUUUUCCCCACCUCGUCCAUGGUGGACCCCACGAUGGCACCAUUGAUCCGGCACUCUUCCCAACUGUCCUUGGAGAGCACCGUGGGCCCAUCCUUUGAGCGCUCUUAAGAACUUUGCUAACAGGCUCUUUUUUGAACAAACCCUUCCCUUUGUGUGCCCCCCAAAAGAAAUGCACUACCCCUUCAGAGGGACAUAUAUUGACCGUAGUGUACUGCUCUGAGAUGGUUAGUGACACUGGCCUUGCACUGUUUUUCAGAAAUAAUUUAUUUUAAACAGCAGAAAAAGGGGGCACCAAAGUUCUAGAAAGACUUUGAGAAUAGGAUUUCCUUAUUCUUACUCUUGACUUGGGCUGUUUUUUUACAUGGCCCCAGAUAAUAUGUCAAUGCGUGUCAUGGGAGCAUUCCUCUGGGAAUGUUUCAUUCCUGUGUUCUGGUGGCAGCCAUUGGGUCUGAAGCUGAAGGUUGCAACACAGAGCUGAAUGUGCAAUAUCAUGGUUAUAAUGUAGCUGGUACAGAAGCAAAUAAGCCAACACAAGUUCUAGACAUCUACCACCAAGGAAAGCAGAUUCUCUCUACAAUUAAAUAAGCCAAGCUGAGAAUUCAAAUUUAAAUUGAGCUUAAGUGUUGUUUGAAUAGAUUUAAGAUUCUCUUUGAAGCUUGUCUAAUAUUUUAACAGUUUCAACUGUGCCAAUUUACCAGUAAGUGUCUUGACUUUGUAGCUUGUGCCAUUGUUCAAAAGGGUAAUUUUCGAAAGGAAACAUCUGAUUACAGCUCGUGACAGGGGCACUGAAGCUUCAGUUAGAGCUGUCCUUUUUUAAAUUACAAUCAUCAUUAUGACACUGUCAAAGCAGGUAGUGAUUAACACAACUCCACAAGUGAAGCAGUGAGGAAAGCUUGAAAUAUAUUUUUUCAUCAUCUACAAAGGUCUGAGAGGAAAUAUGACAGAUAUAUAAUUAAAUCAAAGGAAUUUACAGAAAAUUGUAGAGCUGUAGGGUAAUGAAAAUAACAUGUAUUUUAUUUGGCCGCUUUAUUAUGGAUGUUUUUCUAUGAAUGUUAGUCUUGAGUGAGCCAAAGUGUGUUUUCUGAUUUAUUUGAUUCAUGUUCAAAGGGCAGAGACGCAGAACUUGGUAGCAUAGUAAGGUUGUAGCAUUAGGUGGUAGCAUCUGCAUGACAGAAUACCAUAUUAGCUUAUCACAAAAUAAUAAUAGUAAGCAUGAGAAAUUACAAGGGGAAGUGAAACAACACAAGUUGGUUAAAACUAAAUUGUAAAUUGAUUGAGGAGCUAAACCAUUUUAACCAUUCACUGGAACAUUGUGUAUUGUCCUUAACAUGUAGCAGUUAAGUUCAGAUUUAUGAAGAUUAUUGCAAUUCUGACUCAUGUGCUACUGUUGAAAACAGAAUAGCUGUAUUAACUAUUAAGAAACAAGUGUAUUUGGUCCGUUUAAGUACUACACAGAACACCUGGGUCUAGCUAGAAUGAGCCUACAUGUUGUGUAUAAUGUAUUAAGUCAAAUUUUUAUGAAAUAUAAAAAAUAAUAUGGAGACAACAUUUUGAAAAUGCUGAAUUAACUUGAAGACUAAAUUCAAGUCUUAAGAUGAACAUUAAAUUGUAGGCACAGCAUCAAAGUGAUAAAGAUAAGAGCUCACUAGAGCAGGUAGCACUGGUACAGGAAUAUGAUACCAAGACUUACUGUUUUGAAACAUGUAUUUUUUCCAAUCAGUAUCUUCAUUUUGUAAAGCAAUAAGUAGCAGCACCCAUCCACAACAAUCCACAACAAACCUCCAUGUUAUGUCCCUCAAAGUGUGAUGUAUAAGGCUAAAACUAUUAUUAAGGUAAUACAACCUGUAAGUAAUUUAUAUGCAAUCCAGUGUAGACAAUAAGUGUGUAAAGUAUGUAUGUACUGUUUGUAUGUAUGUACUGUUUGUAUGUAUGUAUGUAUGUAUGUAUGUAUGUAUGUAUGUAUGUAUGUAUGUAUGUAUGUAUGUAUGUAUGUAUGUAUGUAUGUAUGUAUGUAU
This is a messenger RNA of Oncorhynchus masou masou (cherry salmon), 3307 nucleotides long. RefSeq names its product regulating synaptic membrane exocytosis 4 (gene rims4). Gene Ontology annotation, molecular function: transmembrane transporter binding; small GTPase binding. The coding region runs from base 534 to 1400 and encodes 288 amino acids. Lineage: Eukaryota; Metazoa; Chordata; Actinopteri; Salmoniformes; Salmonidae. The record is from RefSeq and is a predicted model, not a curated record. Gene Ontology annotation, biological process: regulation of membrane potential; regulation of synaptic plasticity; calcium ion-regulated exocytosis of neurotransmitter. The transcript has 6 exons. Gene Ontology annotation, cellular component: cytoskeleton of presynaptic active zone; presynaptic membrane.